Sardina pilchardus (European sardine) is the source of this 3284-nucleotide messenger RNA. RefSeq lists its product as uncharacterized. Bases 2116 to 2829 code for a protein of 237 amino acids. NCBI's taxonomy places the organism in Eukaryota, Metazoa, Chordata, Actinopteri, Clupeiformes, Clupeidae. The record is from RefSeq and is a predicted model, not a curated record. The transcript has 8 exons.
UCCAUCGUCUCUGUGCUGAAAACUAUGGCUGAAACGGACUCGAUAGGGAAAACGAUGCUGACGAGGGGAUCAAGAACAUGAAACACACCUGAAGAAAUAUUUCGAAUAGGCUACAUGGCAUCCAACCUAUGUAACUCGAUUGCAACUCUCCUUGAUCAGAGUAGCUGCAAUAGAGAUGACAUUGGCAGAACAACUGCACACAGGGCCCUGGUGCAGAGAUGGAUGACGGCGCCCCUACCCCCAACACAACAACAACAACAACAACUAACAAUAUGGCCCAAUCGACUUGAUGCAGAUCUGCACAGAUCUGACUUGAUGUGAUGCAUAUGGGAUGAACGCAAUGCAUACUGUCCGACUUCUGGCAGCCGGGGAGGAACCUACCUUCGUGUCACAAUGUCACAUGACAGACGGGUGUCUGCGCCUGCAUCCAGUUUUUGCAGUUGUCUUUCCACGGACUGCAUGAGCUGAAGCCCACCCUCAUGAUGUCAGUUCAAAGACGUGAUGGAGAGAUUCCUUCCAAACUGCCCUAUGAUGAUUAUGACAGCCCUACAGUACGUGCCAGAUACUUGAUUAGGACUGAUCCAGGGCCUGCUGCACUGGCUGGAGAUGAGCUGCUGGCUAAACACAGAUUGACUGCUGUGAGGUACAAUACCAAGAAUGUCAAUAAAAAACCGAGAACCCAAGAGAACCUCAGAAAGCUGUUCAAGAGCUCCAAAGGUAAGAUUUUGUGUGUUGAGCCCAGCCGCAGAGCAGUUACCGGAGAAAGCUGUUCAAGAGCUCCAAAGGUAAGAGUUUGCGUGCUGAGCCCAACUGCUGAGCCCAACUGCAGAGCAGUUACCCCCUUACUCCUCUCUGUAAAGUAUCUAUCUAUCUAUCUAUCUAUCUAUCUGUUGCCACAGCAUGCUUGAACAGCUCUGUGAGAUCCCGUGGCCUUACUGGCCAUGAAAUGCUGCAUCAGCGCAACCAGCUCUCCCAUAGUCUGCUACCUGUUGAUGACCAGACUCUCAUUAUGUCUAAGCACUCGCAGUAUAUUGCCAACCAAAUAUGCUUAGAAGUACAGUAAGACACCCUCUGGCUGCACAAGUGCAGUUCUUUCUCAACUAGGACUAUUGCAAUGCAUUAUGAGCUACAAGAAAGAUUGCUACUCCGCUGAUAUGAUCUCAUAAUUAAAUUGAGAUUUGAAAAGUCUCUGGUGUUAACCAGGCUAUAGCACAAAGGGCAGUGCUUGAAGUGGAGAAAAAAAAGUAGGCCUAACUCAUCAUGUAUCGUAUGGUGUAUCGAUGUACAUGUAGGCCUAUUAGCGGGUAUCAAGACAUCAAAUAGCCUAUUAUAUUAUUACAUUUUUACAAUGAAUAAAAUAUACAGUAGCCUACUAAGAUAAAUUAGUGAUAGCCUACUCUAAAUCACAGUGCUUACUGAUAGGCCUAGGUCUGCAAACUGAGAAGGGCUGAAAAAGCAUAUUCACAAGUAAACAAGUGGACAUCACCCAGAAGAACAUUUUGGGAUUUAACAUUUAAAUAAAGCAUUCUGGUGUAACCUACUCCAAGAAGAAACAAAAUGCCCAAACCAAUGGUUCAAAACACUAAAUAGUUUUUUUUUCAAAUGAAGACAAUUUUACAUGAAAUGUAACUAUUUCACUGCAUCAACAUCAUUGUCAUAAUUCUAAUUGCAGAUGGCGUGAUGUUAAAACAGCUAGCCAUGAGUACACCCUGCUGGAGCAAUAGCCUAAUAGCAAGUUCAAGUUUAUCUAUGUGUUCCCAAAUGCUUCUUUAAAUUUGAUGUGUUCCCCCUUAACAGACAAUCGUUUUACAUAACUACUUAGGUGUUUGAGUGUUUUUAUUCACAGUUCCAGACCGGUAGGCAUUUUCAGCCUGUUAGAUCAGCUUAAUUGGUGAUAACGUGCGGUGAUGGGCCUCUUUGCUAGGCAAGACGAUAGGGCAAGACAGCUUCAGAAGUAGGCCGCUUUGCCUUGGGGGAAACCGGGGAGUGACGCUUCUGACUGGGACAUGUAGUCCCCGCAUAACCAUUAGCUCGCGCAACCUGAUUUGGAGAUGACAGAAAAUAGUAGGCUACAAGCUUGACAGCUUAAUCCCAAGAUCAACUUUAAAGCUGAAGAUGAAUCUGAAAUGGAAUGCUUGUUCUAUCAUGGCUAUGUGUGUGCUUAUGGUCGAGGGCUUAUCGGUACGCUUCAAAAAUCCACAUCCAUUCUAUGUUGCUCUGGGCAGAGAGCUUGUACUGGAGGCUUCCAUUGAGAAGACUCCUGCUGAAAACAUCUUCAUGGUGGCGUGGGAGUGCAAUACUGCCGCAGGGUCUAGGAGGCUGGCAACCUGGCAGGGCGACCCUGGUAAUAUGCAAGACCCCAGAAUCAGUAUAGAGAAGGGAGGAGCUACUCUGAAGAUCUCUGGUGUUCGAGAGUCUGACUUUGGCCGCUACACCAUCACUGCCACUGACCAAGACGGGCGACAAACAUCAAUGGAAAAAUACGUUAGCAAAAGUGAGAAGCCUCCAAAGGCCUCUGUUCAACUCAGGUGUGACGUGUCUCAUGAGAGAGCCCAGUGGGACAGUCCUGUAGUCACAUGGCUGGUUGACGGUGUGGAGGUGACCAACCAGACAGCCAAUAUAUCUGAUGGAGGAAGCAAAAUCCACCUACAGGAGGCAAACGGCCAUAACUACACCUGCAUCAGUAACAGCAGCUUGGGAACCAGUGUGGCUCAUUUCAUCAUACCAGGAAGUACGUCAGUGGCCACCAAACUUGAUCCAGUGCCAACCAACUAUUUGACCAUGGCUUUAGUUGGAUUUUGUUAUAGUGCUGUAAUUAUUGGUAUAUAAUAUAUAAUAAUAUUUUUUUUCCAAAGUUCUACUACCUCAGUUCAGCCACCUGUCAUGUUUGAAUGUAGAAGACAGGGGAAUUUCAAUGCUUAAUAAUGACAAGUGAUACCAUUGUUAUAAUUGGUAUAUAGUGCCUGCUCAGACAUGCUGAACAAUAUCUGUUGAAAUUAUUGUUACUCUACAUAGUUCCAACUCUAGAUUCCUUGGAAUGUGCAUUAUUGUUGCCAGUUUGAGAAGUUUCAUUUUAGGAUUUUCACACAACAUGUAAAGAAAGAAAGGCAUUUUGUUCCUACAGCUUGCCAUUCUCUUGAGAAAACAUUUGUAUAUUGUUUCACGUUCUGAAUAUGCUUUCACGUUUCUUUUAUUGUUGCACUGUUCUGGUUAUUGUCAACACCGACUCAUAUGGUAAAAAACAUUAUGUGGAGACAAUAAAAAAAAAUUGCUUUGUGCCAGUA